AUGAGGUUCUCUACGAGCGCCCUUCAGUCAGUGGUCGCAGUUGACCCUCUGGCAGCUUAUGCAACCAGUCUGCCUCGUGAGGGCGAGACGAAGCGUGCCUUCGGGUACCGCUUUUCUCUCGAGCAAUCGUGGCCGAACUCCGGGGAGAUAGUUGUUCGGAACAUGGGUGUCUCUCACCGUCAAGAACAAUCCCAGGAGACAUCCUCUGCUCUGCAGCAAAUAUCUUUCACCAUCCCAGGCGAUACCCAUGUUGCGGUUGUAGGACCUACGGGUGGAGGUAAAUCGACUCUUGUCGCCCUACUACUCCGCUUACUCGAUCCCACGAUGGGCACCGUCACCCUGGAUGGCAUACCAAUGGUGGACAUUCCGUUACAUGUCUUGCGGUCCCAUCUCGUUGCAGUCCCUCACGAUGCCGCCUCAUUUCCCAGUAGCACUGUCCGAGAGGCUGUCGAUCCAGAAACCAGCCAUUCUCGUGACGAAAUCAGUCGUCUACUGUCGGAUUUGGACAGGGUGACCGGGCUGCACAGUCAGGCUCCUCUCGUACUCGACAAGCUUAUUGACGAGCAGGUCGCUCAAGGAACAGGGAGGGCACAACUGAUUGCCUUAGCGUCCAUGAUACUUCAGAAACCACGGGUAUGUGUGCUGGACGAGACUCUGGGAGGAUUUAGCGUCCAAGCGGAUGUUGGAAUUACGAAGAUGGUAAAAGAGACAUUGAAGGGUAGUACAAUGAUAGCGGUCACGCAUCGCAUGGAGUCUGCUAUGCUUUUUGAUCGAGUGCUCGUCCUUGACCAGGGCAGGAUAUAG
Colletotrichum paranaense is the source of this 804-nucleotide messenger RNA. Its product is annotated as multidrug resistance-associated protein. Lineage: Eukaryota; Fungi; Ascomycota; Sordariomycetes; Glomerellales; Glomerellaceae. Gene Ontology annotation, biological process: transmembrane transport. The record is from RefSeq and is a predicted model, not a curated record. The transcript has a single exon. The coding region runs from base 1 to 804 and encodes 267 amino acids. Gene Ontology annotation, molecular function: ATP hydrolysis activity; ATPase-coupled transmembrane transporter activity; ATP binding. Gene Ontology annotation, cellular component: membrane.